AUGGCCGUGGGACAGUCAAAUGUAUUGAUUAACCGCGCCCGGAGUUCCCACGGUCCAUCUUUACUUCCCACGGUUCAUCUCCAGUUCCCACGGUCCAUCGCCAGUUCCCAUGGUCCAUCUCCAGUUCCCACGGUCCAUCUCCAGUUCCCACGGUCCAUCGCCAGUUCCCACGGUCCAUCGCCAGUUCCCACGGUCCAUCUCCAGUUCCCACGGUCCAUCUCCAGUUCCCACGGUCCAUCGCCAGUUCCCACGGUCCAUCUCCAGUUCCCACGGUCCAUCUCCAGUUCCCACGGUCCAUCUCCAGUUCCCACGGUCCAUCUCCAGUUCCCACGGUCCAUCGCCAGUUCCCACGGUCCAUCUCCAGUUCCCACGGUCCAUCUUUACUUCCCACGGUCCAUCGCCAGUUCCCACGGUCCAUCUCCAGUUCCCACGGUCCAUCGCCAGUUCCCACGGUCCAUCUUUACUUCCCACGGUCCAUCUCCAGUUCCCACGGUCCAUCUCCAGUUCCCACGGUCCAUCUUUACUUCCCACGGUCCAUCGCCAGUUCCCAGAGCUAACCAAUAUUUCCCACAACAGGAAGUGGAAACAGAUGCAUCGAGGGAAUCAGCACCUGUACCUGUCCUGUACACCCCACAGCCUGUACCUGUCCUGUACGACCCACAGCCUGUACCUGGCCUGUACCUGUCCUGUACGACCCACAGCCUGUACGACCCACAGCCUGUACCUGUCCUGUACGACCCACAGCCUGUACCUGUCCUGUACGACCCACAGCCUGUACCUGUCCUGUACGACCCACAGCCUGUACCUGUCCUGUACGACCCACAACCUGUACCUGUCCUGUACGACCCACAGCCUGUACCUGUCCUGUACGACCCACAGCCUGUACCUGUCCUGUACGACCCACAGCCUGUACCUGUCCUGUACGACCCACAGCCUGUACCUGUCCUGUACGACCCACAGCCUGUACCUGUCCUGUACGACCCACAGCCUGUACCUGUCCUGUACGACCCACAGCCUGUACCUGUCCUGUACGACCCACAGCCUGUACCUGUCCUGUACGACCCACAGCCUGUCCUGUACGACCCACAGCCUGUACCUGUCCUGUACGACCCACAGCCUGUACCUGUCCUGUACGACCCACAGCCUGUACCUGUCCUGUACGACCCACAGCCUGUACCUGUCCUGUACGACCCACAGCCUGUACCUGUCCUGUACGACCCACAGCCUGUACCUGUCCUGUACGACCCACAGCCUGUACCUGUCCUGUACGACCCACAGCCUGUACCUGUCCUGUACGACCCACAGCCUGUACCUGUCCUGUACGACCCACAGCCUGUACCUGUCCUGUACGACCCACAGCCUGUACCUGUCCUGUACGACCCACAGCCUGUACCUGUCCUGUACGACCCACAGCCUGUACCUGUCCUGUACGACCCACAGCCUGUACCUGUCCUGUACGACCCACAGCCUGUACCUGUCCUGUACGACCCACAGCCUGUACCUGUCCUGUACGACCCACAGCCUGUACCUGUCCUGUACGACCCACAGCCUGUACCUGUCCUGUACGACCCACAGCCUGUACCUGGCCUGUACGUCCCACAGCCUGUACCUGCCCUGUACGACCCACAGCCUGUACCUGCCCUGUACGACCCACAGCCUGUACCUGGCCUGUACGUCCCACAGCCUGUACCUGCCCUGUACGACCCACAGCCUGUACCUGCCCUGUACGCCCCACAGCCUGUAUCUGCCCUGUACGCCCCACAGCCUGUACCUGUCCUGUACGACCCACAGCCUGUACCUGCCCUGUACGCCCCACAGCCUGUACCUGCCCUGUACGACCCACAACCUUUGACUUACAGCAAUAGUAAACUUCUUGCUCGUGUGAUAGUUUAA
Molecule: messenger RNA, 1893 nt
Organism: Procambarus clarkii (red swamp crayfish)
Lineage: Eukaryota; Metazoa; Arthropoda; Malacostraca; Decapoda; Cambaridae
Source: RefSeq, a predicted model, not a curated record